Molecule: messenger RNA, 2350 nt
Organism: Phacochoerus africanus (Common warthog)
Lineage: Eukaryota; Metazoa; Chordata; Mammalia; Artiodactyla; Suidae
Gene: BIN1
Product: bridging integrator 1
Exons: 19
Coding region: 51-1817 (588 amino acids)
Biological process (GO): regulation of endocytosis
Cellular component (GO): cytoplasm; plasma membrane; synaptic vesicle
Molecular function (GO): phospholipid binding; tau protein binding
Source: RefSeq, a predicted model, not a curated record
GGGCCGGGGGCUGGGAGGUCGCCGCCCGCCACGGGCAAGCUUGAGCCGCAAUGGCUGAGAUGGGUAGCAAGGGGGUGACCGCGGGGAAGAUCGCAAGCAAUGUGCAGAAGAAGCUCACUCGCGCGCAGGAGAAGGUCCUCCAGAAACUGGGGAAGGCGGAUGAGACCAAGGAUGAACAGUUUGAACAGUGUGUCCAGAAUUUCAACAAGCAGCUGAGUGAGGGCACCCGGCUGCAGAAGGAUCUCCGAACCUACCUGGCCUCAGUCAAAGCCAUGCAUGAGGCCUCCAAGAAGCUGAAUGAGUGUCUGCAGGAGGUGUACGAGCCUGACUGGCCGGGCAGGGACGAAGCCAACAAGAUCGCAGAGAACAAUGACCUGCUCUGGAUGGAUUACCACCAGAAGCUGGUGGACCAGGCGCUGCUGACCAUGGACACGUACCUGGGCCAGUUCCCGGACAUCAAGUCACGCAUUGCCAAGCGUGGGCGGAAGCUGGUGGACUAUGACAGUGCCCGGCACCAUUAUGAGUCCCUCCAGACUGCCAAAAAGAAGGAUGAAGCCAAAAUAGCUAAGCCUGUCUCGCUGCUUGAGAAGGCCGCCCCCCAGUGGUGCCAAGGCAAACUGCAGGCUCAUCUGGUAGCUCAAACUAACCUGCUCCGAAAUCAGGCCGAGGAAGAGCUCAUCAAAGCCCAGAAAGUGUUUGAGGAGAUGAACGUGGACCUGCAGGAGGAGCUGCCGUCCCUGUGGAACAGCCGGGUGGGUUUCUAUGUCAACACUUUCCAGAGCAUCGCGGGCUUGGAGGAGAACUUCCACAAGGAAAUGAGUAAGCUCAACCAGAAUCUCAAUGACGUGCUGGUCAGCCUGGAGAAGCAGCACGGGAGCAACACCUUCACGGUCAAGGCCCAGCCCAGUGACAACGCCCCUGCAAAAGGGAACAAGAGCCCCUCGCCUCCGCCUGAUGGCUCUCCUGCUGCCACUCCCGAGAUCAGAGUCAACCACGAGCCUGAGCCAGCCGGGGCAGCCACACCUGGGGCAGCCCUCCCCAAGUCCCCGUCCCAGCUCCGGAAAGGCCCACCAGUCCCUCCGCCUCCCAAACACACCCCGUCCAAGGAGGUCAAGCAGGAGCAGAUCCUCAGCCUGUUUGACGACACGUUUGUCCCUGAGAUCAGCGUGACCACCCCCUCCCAGUUUGAGGCCCCGGGGCCUUUUUCGGAGCAGGCCAGUCUGCUGGAUCUGGACUUUGACCCCCUCCCACCUGUAGCAAGCCCUGUGAAGGCGCCCACGCCCUCCGGUCAGUCAAUUCCAUGGGACCUCUGGGAGCCCACAGAGAGUCCAGCUGGCAGCCUGCCUUCCGGGGAGCCCAGCGCUGCCGAGGGCACCUUUGCUGUGGCCUGGCCCAGCCAGACGGCCGAGCCAGGGCCUGCCCAACCAGCAGAGGCGUCGGAGGUGGCGGGUGGAGCCCAGGAGCCUGGGGAGCCGGCAGCAAGUGAAGCAGCCUCCAGUUCUCUCCCGGCGGUGGUGGUGGAGACCUUCUCAGCAACUGUGAACGGCACCGUGGAGAGCGGCAGCGCGGCAGGGCGCCUGGACCUGCCUCCAGGGUUCAUGUUCAAGGUACAGGCCCAGCACGACUACACGGCCACUGACACGGACGAGCUGCAACUCAAGGCUGGCGACGUGGUGCUGGUGAUCCCUUUCCAGAACCCGGAGGAGCAGGAUGAAGGCUGGCUCAUGGGCGUGAAGGAGAGUGACUGGAACCAGCACAAGGAGCUGGAGAAGUGCCGGGGUGUCUUCCCUGAGAACUUCACAGAGCGUGUGCAGUGAGGGUGUGGCUGGCGCAGCACCUGGGAGCGUGAAGAACACCACCUUUUCCCGAAAAAUGUGUGUUUCUUUCUUUCUUUCUUUUUUUUUUUUCCUCCUGUUUUCGUUUGUAAACUUUUGAAAAGCAAAGGGAAAUUGAAGGGAGAGAGCCAAGCCAAGACGUGUUCUCCCAGAGACAAGGUUGUUUCCAGAGAACCUGGUUUCAGCAAGUCCUGUGGAGUCACCGUGUUCCUGAAGCUGCUGUGUCCCCUAGUUGAGCUCCUGCCGCACCCGCCCACGCACCGCUCUCGCCGGGUGUCGCAGCCUGUGUGCCCCUGUGGGGCGGGCCUGGGGCCUGAGCCCCCAUGCUUGCCUGGGCAAGGGCCCUCUUUUCCUGGCAGCUGCCGUGGGUGGGGUCCGGUGUUUCCAGAGACCUUGGGCCCAGACCAUCCGGGCCUGGCCCUGCCCUGCAGACCGUCUGUGUGCUGUUUGAAAAUAAAUCUUAGUGUUCAAAACAAAAUGAAACAAACAAACAAACAAAAAACCUGACAAAAGCA